Messenger RNA from Morone saxatilis (striped sea-bass), 4596 nucleotides. RefSeq names its product formin 1 (gene fmn1). The record is from RefSeq and is a predicted model, not a curated record. NCBI's taxonomy places the organism in Eukaryota, Metazoa, Chordata, Actinopteri, Moronidae. Gene Ontology annotation, biological process: actin filament network formation; cortical actin cytoskeleton organization; actin nucleation. Gene Ontology annotation, cellular component: cytoskeleton; cytoplasm; actin filament. Gene Ontology annotation, molecular function: actin filament binding; microtubule binding.
UGCAGUAAACGGCUGCAGAAAGUAUAGAGGAGCCAGAGGGACGGGGAGGCAGAACUUGGAAGCUAAAGCCACGACUUGGAUCUGACUUUUAACUGUGGUUGAGCUGAGUCACUCUAGCCGGCAGAGCCAUGGAGCCGGGCUUCACUUUUCCAUUACUCUGUGGAUUUCUCUCCUGUUAUUGGUCACUUUGAGUGACUAACAGCUGCUUGCAGUUUUAGGUUUGGAAAUUUAGUUCUCUGGUAAGACAUGAAGGAGGUGUUGUAGCAGUGAAAGGAUACAUCUUUUUCUUUUCAACAAACUGGAGCGGAAACAGGUCGGAUUUUUAGAAGUGGUGAUAUAACUUUAUUGACUUUGUCGUAUUUAAUCAUAGUAAGUGGAAGUUGCAUGAUCCUGGAACCACUUGCGCAAAUUAGUGCAUGCCACACAGAUGCCUAAACACUAAUUACACCUUCUUAUCCUGCAUUUUUCUGAUGUAAGAUAGCAGAAUGCUGCACUUAAGUCUCAAAUAUGAGCUGUGUAAAUGGUAACCACAAUGUUGACGUUGUGGGAAAAGCUUUUCAAGAACUUUCUGCGCCCUCCAUUCUGGAUAACUUCACCACUUUCUUAAUUUAACUUAAUCUUUCUCCUGGAAAAUGGAGGAGCAAAAAGCCAUCCUAAAAUGCUUCAGGACCCUUUCAGAGGAGGAAAAUGAGGACAUAAUGCAAGGAGAGACUGAGCUGAGCUUCAAUCUAAAGAAAAAUGGGCAUAUACGUUUUGAAGAUGCUCUGGAGAACAGUAGAGACUCUUUAUCAUAUGUUAUAUGGCCUCAUGACGGAGUAAAGAUCACCUCUAACUCAGUGGGACAUCUAACUAAGACAGAAGCAGGCAGUGACUCUGACAUGACAGAGCAGGAGAGGAAUGAUGUCAACCUAACAGAGCAGCGAGUCUUUGCUGUAAAUGGCUCAGAGAAACAGACCUUUGCAGCAAAUCAAGAGCAGAAUAAAAUGCCAGACGAACACUGUGAUCAAGUUAAUGGCUGCAGCAAUGAGGGUUGUCAUGUAUCACUGGAUGAAUGUGCCUUGAAGCAAUCUCUGCAAGCAAAAUGUCAACACAUUUCAACCGACUGCACAAAUACAAAUUGUGAAUGUGUUGCACCAAUCAGCAUUAAGCAGGAUGACACUAAAGAGGCUGAACAGAGAAUAAGGGAAGAGUAUGAAAAUGUUCACUGCCAAGAAGAUUUUGUCACUUCCAGUUCGGAUGUGGGAUGUGAAUCUGCGAAAUCUGAAACCAAACAUGUUGUGAUAACUGUGACUCGGACAGGACCUGCAGUCGAGGAACAGGCCGAACCAUUAGUAACACCAACAUUGGAGCAAACUGGGGGCCCUUCCUGCUUCAAAAAUGAUGAGGAGGAGGAGAGAACAGGUGCAGAGGAGGACAAUGAAGAAGAAGAGAAAAGAGAUGUAUUUCCAGACUCUUCUGCCCAACCCCACCUACCUCCCAGCCCAACAUCACCAAAUAUUUUCAUAACACCUGCAGCCACUAACCCUCCACCUGGAUCCACCUUAACCAGAGCUACCUUCUCUCCGGGCUCCCCAACGGACAAGCAGGUCCAGCUCCCCGCCCUCUUCAGCGGACUGAGGGUCCUGAGGAAGGGGGUGGUCGGGCCAGAGCACGACACUGUGGCCCAGAUCAAACCUUCAUCUCAGGGAGCAAAGAGGGACAUUUUCCCUGAGAAACAAGGGGAUGCUAAAGUUCAGGGUAGUUUUCUGGACCAGAUCUCCCAGUUCCUGAGCCGGGAGAAGAGAGAGAGAGAUGAAAAGGAGGCGAAGAAGGAAAUGGAGCCUGAGGGAGACCAGGACGACACCAUAGAGAGCAAUGUUGAAGAAAGUGAAGAGGGCGAGAGGAAAGGGCUUGAAACAGAGGAGGAAGCAGAGGUUUCAUGUGAGUCUACAAAACCUUCUGUGUCUGGUGCAGAGGCAGCAUUUGAUGCCUUCAAAGCUUUUUUCACCCCAAAGCCACUGAAGAAGGACCCAUCAGAAAAGGUGGACCUCGAGGCAGUGAGGAAGAAGAUAAGAGCAGAUAAAGAUGUUCUGAGAGCACUUUUUGAGAGAACUUCCAAUAAGACUCCAGAGAAGAAAGACUCACCUGAUUGCAAAUCAGAAGCAUCCACCCCGGGAGAGGGAGAAGAAAGGACUCCUGGUCGUCUACAAGCUGUCUGGCCGCCACUUAAGGAGGAAAAAGUUGGGCUGAAGUAUACAGAAGCAGAGCACCAGGCUGCUCUCUUGCAGCUGAAGAGAGAAUGCAAAGAGGAGCUGGAGAAGUUACAGGAGGACUAUGGUCAGGAACUCUCCAGACUGAGGGUGGAAAACGAGGACAAUGUCGCCCGUCUGGAGUUCGCUCUGACUGAGCUGCAGGCCAAACUAUCCCAGGUUGGAACUCGCCCUCGCGGUGAACUCAAAGAUGUCGCUGUUUCAACGGGAGACGACUUUUUACACAAAUCCUUCCGCACAGUCUGCAUCCAGACAGACCGAGAGACAUUUGUUAAGACUCCUGAGAAUGGAGAAGGUACGGGGAGGUCCUGCACGAGCCCUCUGCAGCAGAGGGUGACCCCCAAAAAGCUGGACCUGGCUUCUAUCAGCCUCAGCCUGGCUGGUCAGAGAGACGAUACUUUGUCUUCCUCCUCAUCUCUUGACCCUCUUCCUCCUCCUGGAGCCACGCCACCUCUAUCAGAACAACCACCUGCUCCUUCUCAGACAACAGUACCAACCGAAACACACAAUCUGCCUCCUCCCCCCCCUCCGCCAUGUUUGUCUUCACCCCUAAACCACAUGCAGCCAUCAAAUGGCCCUCCACCUCCACCUCCUCCUCCUCCUCCGUUCACACCAGGCUUAGCUCCCCCACCACCUCCUCCUCCAGGUGGCAGUCUCAUGGCUGAUAAACCUCCCAGGAAACCGGCAGUGGAGCCAUCCCGACCCAUGAAGCCUCUUUACUGGACCAGAAUCCAGAUCCAGGACAACAAUAACGACACACACUGUGGAAAUCUUAGAGGAACGCAAAUUUAAUCAAUUACCAGCGAGUUUGAAGAGCUCUCUUCGCCAAAACCACCAACCGCAGACAAAAGGAAGCCGUCAGAGGCUUAUGGAAGAGAAAGCCAAGCCAAGAAGAUCAUUAAGCUGUUGGAUGGGAAGCGAUCUCAGGCCGUUGGCAUCCUCAUAUCGAGCCUCCACCUGGAGAUGAAAGAUAUACAACAAGCUGUACUGUCAGUGGACCACUGUGUGGUGGACUUGGAGACCAUUGAAGCACUGUAUGAUAAUAGAGCACAACCAGAGGAACUGGAGACAAUCAAGAAACACUACGAGACGUCGGAGGAAGAGGAAGUCAAACUGCUGGACAAACCCGAACAGUUCCUGUAUGAGCUGUCUCAGAUCCCAGACUUUGCCGGCAGAGCUCACUGUAUUAUCUUCCAGUCGGCUUUCAUUGAAGGGAUCGGGUCCAUCCAACGGAAGCUCAACACUGUCAAUUCUGUCUGCGAGGCUCUGCUGGAGAGCGAUAGUGUGAGGGGAGUGGUGGGACUGGUGCUGGCUCUGGGGAACCACAUGAAUGGAGGCAGCAGGGUCAGAGGUCAGGCCGACGGCUUUGGCCUGGAGAUUCUACCUAAACUGAAGGAUGUGAAGAGCAGGGACAAUCGUAUCAGCCUGGUGGACUAUGUGGUGUCAUACUACUUGCACUAUGUGGAUAAGAACGCUGGCACAGACAAGAGUAUUUUCCCACUUCCUGAACCUCAGGACGUCUUCCUGGCAGCACAAGUCAAGUUUGAUGACCUCAACAGGGACCUGAGACAGCUCGGACGAGAUCUGACAAGAUGUGAGAAAGAUGUACAGAAGGUUUGCUCUGAUUCUCCUGAAGAACACCUGCAGCCAUUUAAAGACAAAAUGGAGGCUUUUGUUCUCAGUGCACGAAAAGAACACGCAGACGCUUCCUAUCAGUUGAUGACUGUACAAAAAAGUUUUCAGGACUUGGCUCUGUACUUUGGACUGAAGCCCAAGACAGGAGAGAAGGAGGUGACCACCGGUCAUUUCUUCAUGCUCUGGUUUGAGUUUUGUGCCGACUUCAAGGCCAGGUGGAAGAGGGAGAACAAGAACCUCUCCAAAGAGAGGUUAAAAGAGGCUCAGCUAUCAGUGAAGAGGAUCACAGGAGAGAAGAAGGUGGAGACCAGAAAGAUAAACCCUAACAGUCUGAAAGAGCGACUCCGCCAGAAAGAAGCCAACAUGUCUUCAUCAUAAAAGACUCAGGAGGUAUAAAAUGCCGCAGUCACAAAACCAUCCUCACCAAGCCGGAUCAGACUGGAUGUCUAUAACACAAGAUGAACCUUUUCACAUUUUUUUUUACAGAGUUGUCUGUUAUUCUUACAGCAGCUUAUAGCUUUAUGUAUUAUAAUGUGCUACGUAAAAAUGUAUUUAAAUUUAAAAGAUUGAAAGAAUCUUUUGUGCAUGUAGGAAAUCAGUUUUAGCUGUGUAUAGAUUCUCAUACUGCACUUACAUUUUGCUUUGAUUCUGACAUGUAAAGACUAAUCUUUUCAAUAUUGUUCAACAAAUAAAAUCACUGAUCAGAAAAAUA